GAAGUAGCAACAAGUUAGCUUCGUUAGCUUCAUUUGUACAGCACAAGGACGUCCGCAAACAUUUCAUGUUACUUUAACAAUUUCUGUUGUUUUAAUUUACUUGUAAAGACUCGUUAAUUUUUUGUCGCUUCCGUGAAUCUGAAGAUGCCUCCCAAACCUCUAGAGCCUCUGGCCAAGAAACUCAUGAAGGGACUGAUUGCACUGGAGCUGCUCGGGGUCUUUGGGGCGUACGGUCUCUUUUACAAGAUGAACAACAGUCAAGAUUUCAGGAACACCAUGAACAAGAGGUUACCUUCAGUCCUAGAAGUUUACUACCAGUCCAACGAGUGGGCGGGAGUCUAUGGAAUUCGAGAGAAAGACCACGCAGCCUGGUCAGCCAAACAGGAGUGAAGGUGUCCAUCAGUUUUAAAAUCGACAAACACACAGCAGCUGCUACUUCUUCCUCUUCUUGUUUCCAAACGCCUUGCCUCCUGCCCUGGCUCGACCAAACAUCUUCUUUUUGUUGAACAUAGUCUUCUUCUUGCGCAGCGUCUUGACAUCACGAUCCUGGAUCCAGUCGUCACGCUGAGCCUCCCACUUCAGCUGCUUCAGGCCUACAGGAACAGGAAAUGACAAAAACUUUACUGUUUGGGAUUUAUGAAUGCUUUAUAUGAAUUUAAUAAAUGGUUUAUAACUACAUUAUAAUAUAGUUAUAAGUAGUACAUUUCAAGUGUUUGUACACCAGCCAUAUCUUUUGGAUGCCCACAGGCUGAGUUAUAGAUGUUUAAAAAUACAUGAAUAAAACACUAUUUACUUAGAACUACAUUAUAGUGUUGUAUAAACCAUUUAUUAGAUGUUUAUAUGCUGCUUAUAAAUGCCAAAGAGGGGAUGAUUUUGCCUUUACUUUAAACCAGUGUUUGAGAUGAUAUGUUCUUUACUGAAGUUGUUUUUUGGAAAACUGUUGGGACGCUCACUCUGUUUCCCAAAUCUUUAAAACAGAGCUAGUGAAACUGGCUAAUGGACAGAAAUAUGAGAUUAAGGCCCUGGUUUAAAACUGUGAAAAUUAGGCUUCUGGUUUAAACUGAAGUAGAGUUUGUUUAUAUAAAUGAAAAUGUUGUAGGUUGACUGCUGUUGUCCAACUGAUCUGUUUCUCUCUGUGGAGAAGUAAUUAAACCCAGCUGGUAUCCAGCAAAUUGAAUAAAAA
Molecule: messenger RNA, 1183 nt
Organism: Epinephelus moara (kelp grouper)
Lineage: Eukaryota; Metazoa; Chordata; Actinopteri; Perciformes; Serranidae
Product: protein CEBPZOS-like
Exons: 4
Coding region: 145-390 (81 amino acids)
Source: RefSeq, a predicted model, not a curated record